Molecule: messenger RNA, 1128 nt
Organism: Dicrocoelium dendriticum
Lineage: Eukaryota; Metazoa; Platyhelminthes; Trematoda; Plagiorchiida; Dicrocoeliidae
Source: the annotation of a GenBank genome assembly
AUGUUGCUUUUCCGGAGGUUCGUUGCGCGUGGUCCCGCUUUCCGCGCUGUUGCUCCUGGCCCAACAUUAUUAACGGUUUCCCCUUGUUACUUUAGCAGGACCGAGCGUGACCUUGCGGUGUUUUCUAAGUUCCGCUGGUCUAUUACAACCUACUUACACGCUGGACACGGAAGCCCUCGGAAUCCACGACUGCACGCAUACUACAGUUCCACAGUGGCUGCAAUGACUGAUGCGGUUGCGAAUGUAAUUGCAGAAGGAAGUGCGCGCAUUAAGCUACCAGAAGGCGUUUUUUACAAUCGCGUUCAGGAAUUCAAUCGUGAUCUUACGGUCGCCGUUUUGCAGUGGUUUCAGAAGGUUCACAAAAAGGAGUGGUUAAUGAAGAACGAAAAGCGCUUGAACUCGCCUUCCCGGCUUUCGCAGUCCCAAUACAGUGGAUUACGAAUUCUAGAAGCUUUAGGUGGUUCUGGCAUACGAUCCGUUCGGUUCGCUUUGGAAGUUCCUAAUAUCGGAGAAAUAGUUUGUAACGAUUUGGAUGAGAGGGCCGUCGAAAUGAUUCACCAAAACGUUUUACUUAAUGGAGUCAAUAAGUUCGUCAAAGUCUCCAAUUUGGAUGCAGUGAACCUGAUGCAUGUAUACAAGGAGUUUUCCAGCCGCUCUGCUUUUCUGAACGCAGGCUAUCGUAUAUCAGCCUCUCAUGCGGAGCGGAGUUCUUUCAAAACAAACGCCCCUAUGUCGUUUAUUUGGGAUGUUUUUCGAACAUUUAGACAGCGACUGCAAGAUGCCGAAAAGAUCUCAUCCGAUUCCUCUGAUAAUGAUACUGCAUCCGACACUUGCGUGGAAAAUGGGAGCGCCGUGGCGCCAUUGGAAAAAGACUCCCCGAUGAAGCGACGCCGUUUGAAGCGUCGAAACUCUUCUACCGAUGGAACAGACUUGGUCACCUUACGUGGUCGUGUUAGAACGGCUCUGUUAGCACAGCCUAUCAGCGGCACUGUUGACUUCAGCAUACAUCCAGACGCCAAUCCGCCUUCCAGAGUCGAUAAGCUGGUUAGAUUUCAGUUAAACCCUGAAAAAUUCUGGGGGCCUAAAGCACGUCCCAAGUAUAUGAAAUCUUCAGUUUCAACUAACUGA